GCGGGGGCGCACCCCGCCCCCAGACGUCAGAGCGGGGCGGAUGCGGAAACUCCUGCGCGGAUUGGUCGGGAGAUAAGUCAAUACUGGGUUUGAAAGAUCCAAUCAGAGCCCAGCUUCUCCACGCCAGCCAAUGGGAAACCCGAAGUUUGGGCAGGAAGGGCGGAGUCAGUGUUUGAACCGGGCGCGGUUCUAAGGUUCCAGUCCUACUUUCCUGCGGGAGUCCUGGUUUGCAGGAGCGCACGCCAUGGAAAACGAGGUCUUAGGGGACGACGAGCUGCUGCAGAAGCUCAAGGACAGCCGCCGCCGCUUCCAGAGGCGCAUGCAGCAGCUGCUCGAGAAGUACAACCAGCCCUUCGAGGAUGCCCCGGUGGUGCAAAUGUCCACGCUGACCUACGAGACGCCCCAAGGAUUGAGAGUUUGGGGUGGAAGGCUAGUAAAGAAAAAGGGUGAAGGCCACAUCCAGGGCUCCGAGGAGGAGACGGCCAGCAGGACUGAGGGCCCCGUGCAAUCCGCGGCCCGAGGGGACGGGCUGCCCGCGCCCAGCGCUCGGGACCUGGGACUGGAUUCGACAAGCAGGGACGCCAAUGUCACUUCACACCAGGAGGGUCUGGCUGCCGCGGUCUCGCUGGCUGCAGCGCCCUGGAGCCCUCUGAAAGACGAGCUGAGGAGGAAGUACCUGAGCCAGGCGGACGCGCUGCUGCAGGACGCAGAGUGCGACGACUGUGGAGGUGGAGACGACACACGUGUGACCCUGCUUCCCGCUCCGGCUUCACCUCCCAGGCCUGCCCACGACGUGGCCGCGGUGCUCAGAGAUGACAGCGUCUCCUGGCGAGAGACCAGUGGUCACAGCUUCUCCAGCAGCCAGUCCUUUGCGGCCGACGACCUCUGCAACGUGACCGUCAGCGACCUGUACGCGGGCAUGCUGCGCUCCAUGAGCCGGCUGCUGAGCGUGAGGUCCUCCUGCGUCAUCUCCACCAAGACCUUCAUCGUCCGGGCCCGCGCCUCCCGGCGGAGGCCCGGGGGCAAGAGCAGGGUGGACAGGACGUACUGCCGGGGCAGCAGGCCCCCCUGCAGCGGUGCCCGGGAGAGGCCCGGGCCCCAGCCCGAGCCCGGGAGAGGGGCCGUCGCCCUGAGAGAGUGCCAGAACUUCCGAGGCCUCGCUGGCCAGGGGGCGGGAUCAACAUUGGAAAAAGCUUCUUUUGAAGUGAACAAACUCCAGAUCUGGAAGGAGCUUCAGGGGACACCCCAGAAGCUGUCUUCCUGGCCUCACAGAGACGGCAGUGCCAUGUACCGCCUCGAUCGGGAAAAUCGGCUGAUGACACUCCAGUGGUUAAUUUCUCCUGUGAAAAUCGCUCCCAGACCGAGACUACGGCAGGGCGAGGGAGGGGGCCAUCCCGGGGACCUCCGAAGCAGGUUUGACAAACUCUAUCAGGAAUACUGUCUAAGCCCCAGGAAGCAGCCGUGCCUGACCUACCCGCCCAGCUCCUCCGGGGUCCGCGUGCACAGGGGGGCUUCAGGGAGCCCCGGUGGCCCCCGGGAAUCAGACACCCACCAGCCAAGUGGACCUUUCAGCAGAGCCAAAGCCAAGAGUCUGAAUGAAGCUUUCGAAACCCUCGGUCGGCGAGCUCUGGAAGCAGGACGGGGGCUGCCCCAAGGUGCUUCCCCUCCGCCCCUUCCGAAGACCCAGCCGUCGGGCCGCUGGAAGCCACCACCAGCCAGUCUUCUUCAAGGAAAUGGCCUUGGGACAUUUAGGAAGUCCGCGUCACUCAACAGAACCUUCUCAGUCCCCGGGGUGCAGCCCCUGGGCCCUGUGAGAGACCACUACGACGAGAUUAAGGAGAGAUUUGACCGGCUGCACCGGAAGUAUUGCCGGGCAUCGGCUCCGGGGACGGAGGCGUCCUUCUGUCCUGGGGCACCUCCAGGUACGGCCCGUGUGCAAGUUCAGAGUCAGAAAGCCUUCUCAGGAAAAUUAAACCCGGGCUCUGGCUCCCAGGGGCCCCCGAAGUUGCCGCCGUCGUCACCCCGGCACAGCGUAAGAAGUCCGCUGGGCCCCAGCACAGCUGAGGUCCGCCCGCCCCCGUGGUCAGCGCCAGCGGUCGGGAGCAGCUCUUCCCCCCAGGCCAAGAGACUGCGGCUGUGCGACCCCCGGGCGUGUGGAAGGGGGGCCGACGGCCGGGGUCCCUGUCGCACGGUGGGCGGGGCCGCCCCGGAGCCUGGGGAAGAGGCCCACGGGGAGAAAAGGUGAGUUUUUUUCUGAAUGUGUCUGUUUUACAGCGGUGUCCUUCUAUUCACGUUUUCAAAGAUCUCCCCC
This is a messenger RNA of Phyllostomus discolor (pale spear-nosed bat), 2311 nucleotides long. It is a transcript of the gene HJURP, whose product is annotated as Holliday junction recognition protein. Lineage: Eukaryota; Metazoa; Chordata; Mammalia; Chiroptera; Phyllostomidae. Gene Ontology annotation, molecular function: histone binding. The transcript has 8 exons. Bases 245 to 2245 code for a protein of 666 amino acids. Gene Ontology annotation, cellular component: chromosome, centromeric region; nucleus. Gene Ontology annotation, biological process: CENP-A containing chromatin assembly. The record is from RefSeq and is a predicted model, not a curated record.